Molecule: messenger RNA, 2563 nt
Organism: Pocillopora damicornis (cauliflower coral)
Lineage: Eukaryota; Metazoa; Cnidaria; Anthozoa; Scleractinia; Pocilloporidae
Cellular component (GO): extracellular region; plasma membrane
Molecular function (GO): serine-type endopeptidase inhibitor activity; protein binding
Source: RefSeq, a predicted model, not a curated record
GUUUGACAUAUAUCGUAUCAGUUUCCCACGUUGCGCAUCAUCUACGAGAAUUUUGAUUCAGUGUUCACAGAAAGAACGUUCUUGUAGAGGUCGUUACAUGAGAGUCACUGUAUCAGUAAGACUUUUGUGAAAAUGGAGGCUAGAUUGCUGCUUAUUGGAAGCUUUUUAGUGGCACUGACCCCAUUGAUGUCUCUGUCGUGUCUUCCAUGCAAACGGGUACAGUGUUCUCCUCCUACCAAUUGCAAGGGAGGUGUGGUAAAUUCUAGAGGUGGCUGUUGUAGUGUUUGUGCAAAGGUUGAAGGGGAAUUAUGUGGUGGGCAGUUGGAGAGGAUGGGACGUUGUGAUGCUGGUCUGAAAUGUGUGGUGCGGGGUGGGCAUCAUGGGGCAGGAGUAGGCACAUGUAAACCUGCUGUUUGUAAAGGAAAGAAGUGUGGGUUUCGCGAGAUUUGUACCUUAGGGAAUGAUGGCUUUCCUAUGUGCAGCUGUUCUCAAAGUUGUGCUGGUUUCAAGCAUGAGCCAGUGUGUGGAUUUUGCAAUGGAAAACAAUACAGCAAUGAAUGUGAACUCCUCAAAGAUGAGUGCCUUUCUGGGAGUGUGAUAGGAAUCAUGAGAGGAAUCUGUAAAAAGUGUUAUCAUGGUACUAAGACAUACUUAUUUGGUGAGACCAGGACAGGAAAAGACUCUUGUGAAUCAUGCACCUGUUCUCAUGGAGAAUGGAAAUGCCAUUAUUCAACUCAGUGUCAAAAGCAAAAGUCAAGAAGCUGCCAAAUAGCUGUGUUAGGAAAGAAAAGUCAGUCAGAUUGUCCUAGAGGCUUUUUUUGCAAAGUUCAGAUUCCAGGAAUUCCAGAGGCCAAUAUUCCAGAUGUAGCAGUGUGUGUACCGGAUGAUUCCUCAAAUAUUGGUGAGGGAAGUGCUCCUGCAAAAACAACAGUGCCACCACCUACUUUACAGCUACAAGGCAACAUACCAGCACAGUGUUUAUUACCUCACAGUGAAGGUCCAUGCAGGGCUGCAUUUCAGCGUUGGUAUUACAAUAAGGAAAGGAGAAAGUGCAUUACAUUUUUGUAUGGUGGAUGUGAGGGAAAUGCCAACAACUUUUACACUAAAUCUGCCUGCAAGGUUUUUUGUAUGCAACAAAACAGAAGCUCUGCACAAGAAAUCAACCAGAAGCCUUCUCAAAAAGUUGAUAUUCAUCAUACAACAGUUUCUUCACUGUCUUCAACUUCAGUUUAUAGCUUGCCAUCCUCUACCUCUGCCCCAGUUGUCACAGAAGUAAAUUCAAAGCAAAAGGAGAGGCAUACAACACUUCCAACAAAAAGGCCUCAAGUUGGUAAAGCUAAAUGUCAUGAUUCACCCAGUAACAAGUUGUAUGGUGAGGACGAAACAUGGGAACCAAAUGAUUGUACUGUCUGUGUUUGCCGUAACGGCACGUCAGAAUGCCUUGCAACAGUAUGCCGCCAUCCAGACUGUAAAGACCCUUUUUAUAUCAGAGGACAAUGCUGUCCUGUAUGCCCCUUGACGGACUCUACCACUUCAGGACAUACGGAUGCAGAUCUUAUCAAAGCUUUGGCAAAGAAUAAACUGGAUACUGUCCUAGUGAGCAUCAAUCAUGGAAAACGGCAAGGUAUGUGUCGUGACAUCCGCUCUGGACAAUAUUACCUUAUGGGUCAGACAUGGCAGUUAGAUCAGUGUACAACAUGCUACUGUGGCAAAAGUGGUAAGGCAGCAUGUGCUGUGCAGAUGUGUGAAAGAGAUCCUCCAUGUAAAGAUCUUCUCCGAGAUAACAGCCAGUGUUGUCCAAAAUGCAAGGAUGACAAUGUUGUGAAAUCAACCAGCAAGUGUUAUGACACAGUAACCAAGAAAUACUACCGAGAGGCUGAAAUGUGGCAAAGAGAUGAGUGCACCUCUUGUUACUGUGGAAGUGAUCGCAAACCUGAAUGCACUCAGACUACCUGCCCUCCAGUGUUCUGUAGGGCACCUUUGAAAAUUGAACAAAGGUGUUGCCUAGUCUGUCCAGACACCAUUCAGCAAGGCUGUGUGUAUGAUGGUCAGAAGUUUUUGCAUGGGGAUUUGAAACUGCUUCGGGAUCAGUGCACAUUGUGCAAAUGUGAUAAUGGAGAUUGGCAUUGUGCAAAGGACAGCUGUUUAGGUUCCUAAGGUUGAUACAGAUGGCUGAGUUUAGCUUGUAAUUCCAGUUAUAACCACAGCAAAUGUUGUUGUAGAUAGAGGAUCGCACUUAAUCCAGGGUUGCUUUUGUUUUUCUUUGUUUUACUAAGCUCUGUCAGUGAUUAGACAAUAAACGCAUCACCACUCCACUUGACCUGAUCAUCUAGAAACUAAUACCAAUCAUCUGUUGCAUCCUGUUGAUCUCACGCGUAAUCUCGCGCUUAUUCCUAGCCAUGUGUAUUUCCUUUUCUUUGUUUCUUACGAUGUUCGCCCUUGAUGUGAUCAGUCGUUGUGAGUCACUAUGUUUUGGUAUUGCAGUACCCAAAUGAAGAACGCUCCAAAAGUGAAAUCGUAUCCAUAUUUAGUUUUAUUAAAUAAAUAAUAUGAGAGAAAUUAA